Messenger RNA from Ceratotherium simum simum (southern white rhinoceros), 999 nucleotides. RefSeq names its product cytochrome b5 reductase like (gene CYB5R5). Lineage: Eukaryota; Metazoa; Chordata; Mammalia; Perissodactyla; Rhinocerotidae. The record is from RefSeq and is a predicted model, not a curated record. Gene Ontology annotation, molecular function: oxidoreductase activity.
AGGCCUGCUCUCCCUCCCAGGCUGUCCAGGCCCCGCUGACGAUGGACGAGAGGGAGGAGGACGACGAUGAGGAAGCCUGGCUGCAGCUCCGGCCUGUGGAGCCCCUGCCCUCCCAGUGCUGUGGCAGCGGCUGCUCACCCUGUGUGUUUGACCUCUAUCUCCGAGAUCUGGCAAGAUGGGAGGCAGCCCGAGUCAGCAAAGACAGGAGCCUGCUGAGUGGGGAGGAGUCACAGAGCUGCCCCUCCAAGCUGAGCCCAGACACCUUCCUGGCCUUCCGCAUCACUGCCGUGCACAGACUCACCAAGGACACCUACCAUGUCCGGUUUGCUCUGCCCGGGAAGAGCCAGCUGGGCCUGCGACCUGGCCAGCACCUCAUCCUACGAGGGAUAGUAGAUGACUUAGAAAUUCAGAGAGCUUAUACGCCCAUCAGCCCUGUCAACGCAGAAGGAUACUUUGAAGUUUUAAUCAAGUGCUACCAGACUGGGCUGAUGUCCCAGUAUGUCGAGUCCUGGAGAGCAGGAGACACGGCUUUCUGGCGAGGACCGUUCGGAGGCUUUUGCUAUCAGCCAAACCAGUACGGUGAGCUCCUCAUGCUGGCUGCGGGCACCGGCCUGGCCCCCAUGGUGCCCAUCCUGCAGAGCAUCACAGACAACGCAGAUGACGAGACCUUUGUCACCCUGGUCGGCUGCUUCAAGACCUUUGAGGGCAUCUACCUGAAGACCUUCCUCCAGGAGCAGGCCCGUUUCUGGAACGUCCGCACCUUCUUUGUACUCAGCCAGGAGGACUCCCUGGAGCAGCUUCCCUGGAGUUACCGGGAGAAGACCCGCUUUGGCCGCCUGGCUCAGGACCUGAUUGAAGAGCUGGUCGGCUCCUGUCGGAGAAAGCCGUUUGCAUUGGUCUGUGGCUCGGCCGAGUUUACCAAGGACAUGGCCAGUUGCUUGCUGCACGCCGGCCUGGCCGAGGACUCCUACUUCCUCUUCUAGGUCUGGCCUCCCUUCC